AUGUGCACAGGAAAGUGUGCCCGCUGUGUAGGGCUCUCCCUCAUUCCCCUCUCCCUGGUCUGCAUCCUGGCCAACACCCUCCUGCUGGUGCCUAAUGGGAAGACCACCUGGACCAAUGAGAACCUCACCUCGCAAGUCUGGUACAUGGCUGGCUUCAUCGGCGGGGGCCUGAUGGUACUAUGUCCGGGAAUUGCAGCCGUUCGGGCAGGGGGCAAGGGCUGUUGUGGUGCAGGCUGCUGUGGAAAUCGCUGCAGGAUGCUGCGCUCGGUCUUCUGCUCGGCGUUCGGGGUGCUCGGGGCCAUCUACUGCCUCGCGGUGUCGGCGGCCGCGCUCCAAAUUGGACCCAAGUGCUUCAUGAACGGGAAGUGGGACUACCACUUCAAAGGGACCUCAGGCGCUUACUUGCGCAACCAGACCCAGUGGGAUUUGUGCGAGGAACCGCCUCACGUGGUCGCUUGGAAUGUGACGCUGUUCUCGCUGCUGGUGGCCGCCUCGUGCCUGGAGAUCGUGCUGUGUGGGAUACAGCUGGUGAACGCGACCCUUGGUGUCUUCUGUGGGGACUGCAGGGGAAAGGAGGUACGACAGCGUGGGGUGGACUUGUAG
Messenger RNA from Galeopterus variegatus (Sunda flying lemur), 603 nucleotides. RefSeq names its product transmembrane 4 L six family member 5 (gene TM4SF5). The coding region runs from base 1 to 603 and encodes 200 amino acids. The transcript has 4 exons. Gene Ontology annotation, cellular component: membrane. Lineage: Eukaryota; Metazoa; Chordata; Mammalia; Dermoptera; Cynocephalidae. The record is from RefSeq and is a predicted model, not a curated record.